Messenger RNA from Frankliniella occidentalis (western flower thrips), 1602 nucleotides. RefSeq lists its product as uncharacterized. The record is from RefSeq and is a predicted model, not a curated record. The transcript has 2 exons. NCBI's taxonomy places the organism in Eukaryota, Metazoa, Arthropoda, Insecta, Thysanoptera, Thripidae. Bases 379 to 1062 code for a protein of 227 amino acids.
AAUGAUUCGUUAAAUGGUGAGCAAAACCAAUCAUCCUCCAAGGAAGAGUCUCACCAUGCGGCCCCAGUGCAAUUUAACGCUCCCUUUGAUAAACUGAUUGGCGAAGAAAACUGGGCCGAUUGGCGAAUGCUUAUGGAGUUCUACCUUGGAGACCUCUUCGUGUGCACCAUGAAAGAUCCACCCCCUGAGGCCCUUGCCGAUCGAACUGGCAAAAUCUUUAAGGAAGACCUAAUGGCACGCCAGAAGAUUUCCUUCGGGAUUGACAAGAGUCUCGUCAAGUAUCUGCGUGGCGCCAACACCGCGCAUCAGGCGUGGUCCAAGCUCUGCCAUGCAUUCGAGGAUAAGUGAGUUUUCCGCCGUGCUUCCCUGCUUCGCAAAAUGGACCAUCUGAAACAAGAAGGUUCCCUCACCCAGUAUGUAUUGGAUUUUCGUGAAGUGGUCAAUCAAAUUGCCGACACUGGAAAAGCCAUGGAGGACGAGAUGUGUUCGGUCCUUCUGAUGGCAAACGUAAAACCAGUCCAUAAAGCCUUCUGCCAAAUUGUGGUGAGGACCUGCCAAACCAAACUGCCUGAUGGUACCCCAACCCUUGACUUCAACACCAUCUCUGAAGAACUCCUUAUAGAAGGCAACAAGAUCAAAAGUGAGGAGUCCCCUGCUCAAAAUCAAAAUAGUGCAAAGUCUGCGCAAAAAUCCGGACCGGGGAAGUCACGGGAUGGCUCAUGGAAUCAACAUGGCCACCGUGAUGGAGGUCGCAGUGGAAACUCUAGGCGGCCAUCCAGCAGCAAGGGUAAAACCAAUCAAUAUCAACAAAAAUCAAAACCAAAAUCUGACGAUGGCAAGCAGACAGGAAAGUUUCCGCCCUGCAUCCAUAUCCAUUGCUCUAAAACCAAUCACCCAGCUAGCAUCUGUUUCUUUCGCCACAGCUCACAUGCAGCAACAGGUGGGCGUAAAAGAAAAUCUGAGACAGAGGACAGCAAUGACAGUCCUAAGAAGCGAGAAAUACAAGACGACUCCACUGGCCCUACCAGGUGGGUCAUCAAAAUGGCCAGACGUGGCCGUUAAGGUACAGCGAAAAACCACUAUUUUGGAUAUUGAUGUCGGCUCACUUUGGAAAAUGUUCUACUCGUAGAGGUGAUUAACGGUGCAAAAGAGAUUUUUUUUUGCGACUUCAUCUUCUACCUCCAAUAAAGCCUUGAACUUUAACAUUGAACUCUUAUGGAGAAAACACUCAAAAGUGAAAUUUUCCAUUUAAUGCUUUAGUUUAAUUUUUUAUUACGAAAACUCUUUAAGAAAUGCAAUCUACACUCAAAAGCGCGUCAGGUGACGUGCCACAAUUCAUCCUCGCCUUCGUUGUUCGUGAGGUGGAUAAUUGCAUUUCAAAAAGAGUUUUCGAAAAAAUAAAUUAACAUAAAGCAUUAAAUGGAAAAUUUCACUUUUGAGGGUUUUCUCCAUAAGAGUUCAAUGUUAAAGUUCAAGGCUUUAUUGGAGGUAGAAGAUGAAGUGGCAAAAAAAAAUCUCUUUUGCACCGUUAAUCACCUCUACGAGUAGAACAUUUUCCAAUGUGAGCCGACAUCAAUAUCCAAAAUAGUGGUUUUUCGCUGU